AUGAAUUCCUUGUUCCGUAUCGCCCCUCGUGUGCCCGUCACCGCUGCUGCUGCUACUCGACGAUUCUAUGCAACUGAAACGGCUGCUGCUUCGAAGCCCAAAGUGGGUGCUGUCCGUGGCGGUUUUGUUGGUUUCUUGUUAGGUGUCACUGUUGCUGGCAGCGUGGGCUACUAUUACCUCUUGGAAGAAUACAACAGCGCAUCCGAUUCCCUGUUGAGCUCGGUUCAAGAACUUCAAACCUCUACCGAAAAAGUCCGUGAAUAUGCUCGCAAGAUUGAGGCUGUGGAUAAGGAUGUUACCAAGCUCAAGGAACUUGCUGCUACCACCCAGCAACUCAAUGAUCUCAAGGCCGAAUUCCGUAAACUCUAUGAUACGCUCAAUAUGGAACACCUCGACCUUAAGUCGCAUGUCUGGGGACUCGAACAAGAUUUGAACAAGGCUCCUCAAUCAUCUAAAUGA
Molecule: messenger RNA, 459 nt
Organism: Lichtheimia ornata
Lineage: Eukaryota; Fungi; Mucoromycota; Mucoromycetes; Mucorales; Lichtheimiaceae
Exons: 4
Coding region: 1-459 (152 amino acids)
Source: RefSeq, a predicted model, not a curated record